Colletotrichum phormii is the source of this 378-nucleotide messenger RNA. RefSeq lists its product as uncharacterized. The coding region runs from base 1 to 378 and encodes 125 amino acids. NCBI's taxonomy places the organism in Eukaryota, Fungi, Ascomycota, Sordariomycetes, Glomerellales, Glomerellaceae. The record is from RefSeq and is a predicted model, not a curated record. The transcript has a single exon.
AUGGCCGACCACGACAAGCCCCCCGCGUACGGCGGCCCUCCCCCUCAACACCCGCAACAAGCCUACCAGGGCUACGGCUCCCCGCCUCCCCCCGGCGGCCCAGGAGGCUACGGCGGCCCUCCGCCCGGCCAAUACUACUCCCCCGGCCCGGAGAUGAAUUACGGCCACCAGCAAGGGCCCUACCCGCCUCCGGGACAGUACCCUCCCGGGCAAUAUCCUCCCCAGGGACAGUACCCGCCCCAGGGCCAGUACGGGCAGCAGUACCCGCCGCAAGGCGGCUACUACCAGGACAACCGCGGCGGCGGCUCGGGAGGCGGCAUCAUGGCUGGUCUGCUCGGUGCGCUCGCGUGCUGCUGCUGUCUUGACUGCUUGUUCUAA